UCUGUAAUGAUAAAAGGAUGAUUAACUUCUUAAUGAUUACUUGGUAUAAAUAUUGCAGAAUUGAUAUAUCGUUUCUAGAGUGGUCCAAGGUGUCGAAGAGUACAUUAAAAAAUGAGUGCAAUGAAAUUUGUAGUUUUAGCAUUUUGUUUGGCCUUUAUGGCUCUAACUGCAGUAGAGGGGCAGCAAACCAAUUGGCUCAAACACGACCUUUAUGACUGCGUCAGGUGCUUGUGUCAUGCUAGAAGUGGAUGCUGGAUCAGACAAAAUUGUGCCAGGUACUCAAUUUCAGAGGAUUACUGGAAGAAAGGAGGUUCCCUCACUGUGUCUCCAAAUGAAAAAUCAACAGAUCCAUCAGCGUAUAGCAAUUGUAUGAAGGAUGAAAACUGUAUUGUCGGUACUAUCAUUCAGUAUACAGGUCGCUUCGGAGAAGAUAUGGAUUGCAACUGCGAUGGAGUUUUCGAUUGCAAAGAUAGAGCAGCCAUUCAUCUUAUGGGAGCCAGUUGCGAAAAUCCUAAAUUUGGUGGUACUUUUGCCCGGCGAUUCAACGAAUGUUCAAACAUGGUUGGUACUAAGAACAUGUUGUCCCAAGAAGGAAAUGAUAAGUGUACAGUACCUACAGUAUUCUAAAAGUGUAAUAUAAUGUUUGAGUAAAUAUAUGAUUUAUUUAU
Diabrotica virgifera virgifera (western corn rootworm) is the source of this 668-nucleotide messenger RNA. RefSeq lists its product as uncharacterized. Gene Ontology annotation, molecular function: lysozyme activity. The transcript is spliced from 3 exons. NCBI's taxonomy places the organism in Eukaryota, Metazoa, Arthropoda, Insecta, Coleoptera, Chrysomelidae. The record is from RefSeq and is a predicted model, not a curated record. Bases 112 to 627 code for a protein of 171 amino acids.